Molecule: messenger RNA, 2991 nt
Organism: Pieris rapae (cabbage white)
Lineage: Eukaryota; Metazoa; Arthropoda; Insecta; Lepidoptera; Pieridae
Product: pancreatic lipase-related protein 2
Exons: 8
Coding region: 80-1075 (331 amino acids)
Biological process (GO): lipid metabolic process
Molecular function (GO): lipase activity
Source: RefSeq, a predicted model, not a curated record
CGGUUUGUAUUGUAUUUGUAUGUACUAGUAGUCAGUCUAACGCCACGCGUUGUUGCGUGCACACGUUGUGUAUAACGCGAUGUUUCGUGCCGUAUCUGUUAGUUGGAAAAAGUACUGGUGGGGAACAGGUAUACUCCCUGACAGAACAAAUAGAAUAGAAGACAUUUAUCUCCGAGUCUAUAAUGGCACAACAUGUGAAGAAUAUGUCGACAUGCCAUUGGAACAAGCGCAUCGUGUGUUGGACGUCAAAGGCUUUGAUAAAGACAAACGGACGGUCUUAUACGUACACGGAUUCAUCGAAACCGCACAACAAGAGAGCGUACAGGUCAUGGUUAGCGCCCACUUAGAUGCAAGGCCAGACACAAACAUUAUACUCGUAGACUGGUCCAACAUGUCACAUGGAUCUUAUUUGGUCAAUGCAGCAAGAAACACUAAAAAGGUAGGAGCAGCAGUCGCUGAACAGGUCCACAAAUUAAUAGAAGACGGCAUACCGGUGGAGAAGCUACAUUUGAUUGGUCACUCUCUAGGGAGUCAUGUCGCAGGCUAUAUUGCACGAGAGUUGAAAAAUAAAUAUGGAAACACUGUCAAAAGGGUGACUGCUUUAGACCCAGCAUUUCCUGGAUUUUACCCCGACGGUAUUUUAAUGGAACAUAUAGCGGAAAAAGAUGCCGAAUUCGUAGAUGUAAUACACACAGACGCGGGAAUGUAUGGUGCUCCAGUGAGGACAGGAUCUGUGGACUUUUGGCCCAAUGGUGGGAAGAGUAUACAACCGGGCUGCCCGAGAUUUGCACCUGUCCCUCUCUCAGAAGAUAACCUGUGCAGUCAUUGGCGAUCAUGGAGGUUUUACGCAGAGUCAGUUCGAAAUCCCGAAGCCUUUCCUGCCUCACCAGCGGAGUCCUAUCACAAGUUUAGAGAAAACACGUCUCCGGAGACAGGAAUGAUAUAUAUGGGAGCUAACUGUGAUACAAGUGCACGAGGGUCGUUUUACUUAACAACGAAUUCAAAAUCACCUUUUGGCAAGGGCUUGGAUGGUAUUUAUUAUAAGAAAAAUAAGAACAACGAUAAAAAGAAAUGAAUCAUACCGCUUCAUUGUUUUCUUCUGUGAUGGUUCGAUUAUUAAUCUCAUAAGUAAUAUGAAUCCAGUGUUGUAAAAAACAAAUAUUUUCUCUACACUGUAAAAUCAGACAGAGUAAAAAUACCAAAGACAAUAAAAAAAUUGGUCUUGACAAAACCAAAGACAAUUAAUGCAAUUGUCUUUGGUAAAGCAAGAUUUUUAUAUUACGUAGAUAAUUACGUAAAAGUAGCAAUGAAUAUAAGACAAUUGUUUCAAGUAUAUAAGUUGUCACCACAUCCAUGAAAACUAGUAGAAAACUCUAUUUGAUAUUUUUCGGAUAUAAAUUUAAUUUAUAUUUAACAAAUUUGUUAUGUUUCUUUUAUAUUUUAUAACUGCUCAUUAAAUUUAUUUAAUAUAAUUAGUUUUAUAUAAUUGUAUUGUUCUUGCCAAUACAUCACAAUUAGAUUACAAAAAAAAUGACUAUGAUAAUUUGGAGUUGCCGAAAUUACAUGCUAUUGGACGACAAAUAUUUUCGUCAAAUUACAUUGUAAAAACGUGAAAUUGUAUAGUAAUAACAUGUAAUUCUGUAAUUACUUAAAUGAAGAUAUCUUUAUAAAAAGGUAUAGUUAAGAGCUACAAUAAUUAAUACAAAAUAACAGUGUCAUUUAUUGCAUCACAAUUAUAACUUUUUAUAUUGUAUACAUUUUUAAUAAAGUUAACAUUUUGUUAAAAAUAGUGCUAGACUAGGCUAUAAUUAAUUUAAAUAAAACAUACAGAAAUUAACUCUGUUAAUUUAUAAUUGUUGUAGGCAAUAAAAAAUAUAUCUUAGCGACAUCUUUCGCAUGGUGAUGAUACUUCUACAAUCUGUAACUUUUACUAUUUAAGCGUGGUAUAUUGCUGGCACCGCAAACUUACCUAGAAAUUUCAUAGAUGACUUGUUUUCAUGUGAUUGUCAUAUUAAUUAUAGAAAAUUGAAAAUAUACGGCUGUUUGAUAUACAUCACAAUAUUGUGUAAAUAUUAAUAUAGUACAAUAGUGUAAUCACACAAUACAACGAUCAAAAUGCAAUUUAAUGUUCAUGACAUCGUUUCCUUAUAUCCAUAAUUUUAAAAGUGUAUAAUUUUAAUCAUAUGGCUUUAUAAAUUUUAUUCAGUAUUUAGUAAUGAUAAGGAAAGAGCAAACUUCCAUUUGUACGCUGCUAUUUAAAAAAAAUAAAAAGUUGUUUUUGCUUGAGAUGACGUAGUUCUUGCAUUUGGAAGUAAAGACACAGACUUGUUAAGAUUAACCUCUUUAUUUAUAAAAAACCAAAUCAGUCUGAGAAGUUUUAUAACUUACCUAUGCGUCUUCCUCUGUCAAACUGUGUUCACGCUAUGAUGAAAAGAGAGAUAAUGAAUAAAACGUUGUAAUUUGAUUUCUUUUUUAUAAGAAAAGGGAUAGUUACAAAAAUAAUAAUCUAGGUUAAGGUGAAGCCUAGACAUCAAAUAGCUUUAACGAGUGCAACUCUUUCGAUGCUGUUCUCAAUUAAAUAUAAUAAUUAAUUGAUUCUUUUAAUUCUAAGGAACAGAGAUGAAUUGAUAAAAAAUAUUUUUACAAUCCAUAUGGCUUGCCUUUAUUGAUUUGUGUGUCUUUGUUACUUUAUUUAUUGUCCUAAAACAUUGUACAUGAUAGUUAAAAAAAUAUAUAAAGAAAUACAGAAAAAAUAAAUCUAUAUGCACAACAAUUAACAAGUAAUGCAUAUUAAUAACUUUUUAGUCAGGUGCAGGCAUAUACUUAUAGUACGUAGUUAAUACGAGGUAGGUAAACAAUGAAGAUAGAUAUAAAUAUGUAUGCAUAUUUAGGUGCAUUUUUUAAUUUUGACUUUUAAACACAGGAAUUCCAUUGUACUUAACACGACGGGCUAAUAUGGCUCUGAUGUAAUAGAAAUAAAACAUAACUAAA